CUAAGAUCUUCGACAGAUGGGGUUGGAUGACCUGUCAGCGCAACGCAACGCCUCGAUACCUUCCCGUGGGUUUGGUUCGAAUCCUUCAGCCACGCACUGGGGAAGCAUGUUCUGUGAACGUAGAUUGAUGCUUGCAAAUUGUUGGUCAGACCAACUAUAUUUGCUCAGCUAUUGUUCAUCGAACCUAUCGGUUGAAGGUCUUGGAAUGAACACCGAUGCAUCAAAAAACUGAAUAAUAGCGGACAUGUGUGGUCGGAUAUGCAUCAAGGCAACCCUUUUCUGACCCAGUUCCAAGGCAGAGGAUUCAGUUUCUGCAGGCCGGGUUACGCAGGACACCACCAGCUGCACCUAAGCGUGUCAACGACGCCUAGCGGCAGGCUAAAGUACGGCCUAACUUUGACGGUUGCCAAAUUGCUCCUCGUGCAGACCGCAGAACUGCAGAACGGCAGCCCCUCCACUCUCCCGUUGCAGACAUACUGCAUACAUUGCAGAUUUGCAGGAGCAUGCUGUGCCAAUGAUCCACUGUCCAAAAACAGCCGACUUUUAAGCUGGUAUCCAAUCGUUCUCGAGCUGGCCUACCCCCUACACGUCAAAGAUACCCAAAACGGACCAUUCUGUCAUGCAGAUAAUGAUGUUUGGAUAGAGUUGCACCGCAUUAUUUUUGAUAUGGCAGGAUACAGCAAUGCAUACUUGCUUCAUUCGGGGUGUCUGGGUCGGAAGUAGACUGACCAAGACUGACCAGAGCUGACCUUAUAUCAAGGUCGCCAUGAGUUUCGCACCAUUCACUGCCAGCGUGAUAUCCACCAUAGUCAAC
Aspergillus novofumigatus IBT 16806 is the source of this 814-nucleotide messenger RNA. RefSeq lists its product as uncharacterized. The record is from RefSeq and is a predicted model, not a curated record. NCBI's taxonomy places the organism in Eukaryota, Fungi, Ascomycota, Eurotiomycetes, Eurotiales, Aspergillaceae. The transcript is spliced from 2 exons. Bases 259 to 723 code for a protein of 154 amino acids.